AUGCUCCGAACCAGACAAGCAACCAAGGCCGUAAGGGCCUUGGCCCAGACGUCGCGACAGCAGCAACGCUCCUUUACUGCUUCGCCCGCACCCACUGCCAUACAGACCACCAAGAAAGGCCCGGCAACCGUGAGGAAUCAGACCACUGCCGCCCAGUCGACACCUCAGAUCAGAGCUGCGCCUGCUCCCAACUUCAACACUGCCGCCACCAAAGAACGAGGCCAUGUGCAACCAUUGGUCAACCCUCGGUCGCCAGAAAUGGACGAGUCGUUCAUUGGCAAGACGGGAGGAGAAAUCUUCCACGAAAUGAUGCUGCGGAGAGGUGUCAAGCACAUUUUCGGCUACCCUGGUGGAGCCAUUCUUCCAGUAUACGACGCUAUUUACAACUCAAAACAUUUCGAUUUCAUCCUCCCAAAGCACGAGCAGGGCGCUGGACACAUGGCUGAGGGUUACGCGAGAGCCUCUGGCAAGCCUGGCGUCGUAUUAGUCACAUCCGGCCCUGGUGCUACGAACGUCAUUACUCCGAUGCAGGACGCCCUGUCUGAUGGAACCCCUAUGGUUGUCUUCUGUGGUCAGGUGCCGACGACCGCCAUUGGCAGCGAUGCUUUCCAGGAGGCUGAUGUUAUUGGUAUCUCAAGAGCAUGCACUAAGUGGAACGUCAUGGUCAAGAACGUCGCCGAGUUGCCUCGCAGGAUUAACGAAGCCUUCGAGAUCGCAACCAGUGGACGACCAGGACCUGUACUUGUUGAUCUCCCCAAGGAUGUCACCGCUGCCGUCCUAAGGAAGGCCAUUCCCACAACAUCGACAUUGCCAGGCAUGCCUAGCGCUGCUUCGCGUGCGGCGGCAGAGGCCACUCAGAAACAGUCGCAAGCUUCCAUCGUCCGCGUUGCCGAGCUCAUCAAUAAGGCUGAGAAGCCUGUCAUCUACGCUGGACAAGGUAUUAUAUCAUCAGAGGGAGGAUCGAAGCUCCUCAGAGAGCUUGCGGACAAGGCUUCGAUACCUGUCACAACUACUCUUCAUGGCCUCGGCGCUUUCGACGAGCUUGAUGAAAAAUCUCUCUACAUGCUUGGAAUGCACGGCUCUGCCUUUGCUAAUAUGGCCAUGCAAGAAGCUGAUCUCAUCAUCGCCCUGGGUGCCCGUUUCGAUGACCGAGUGACUCUAAACAUCAACAAGUUUGCCCCCGCCGCCAAGGCCGCUGCUUUGGAAGGUCGCGGUGGCAUUGUUCAUUUCGAGGUCAUGCCGAAGAACAUCAACAAGGUGGUGCAAGCGACCGAGGCUGUUGAGGGUGAUGUGGCUCGAAAUCUGCAGCAGCUUAUGCCUUCCGUUAAUAGGACCAGCAUGGCGGAUCGAAAGGAGUGGUUUGACAAGAUCAAGUCGUGGAAGGAGAAGUGGCCCAUGAACUUCUUUGAGCGCACCGAGAGACCGGGCAUGAUCAAGCCCCAGGUUCUAAUAGAGGAGCUUAGCAACCUUACCGCCGACCGAAAGGAGGACACCAUUAUCGCAACCGGCGUGGGCCAACAUCAAAUGUGGACUGCGCAGCACUUCAGAUGGCGGCAUCCUCGCACCAUGAUCACGUCUGGGGGUCUUGGCACAAUGGGCUUCGGUCUUCCCGCCGCUAUCGGUGCCAAGGUUGCUCGACCAGAUGCCCUCGUCGUCGACAUCGAUGGUGACGCUUCCUUCAACAUGACCCUUACCGAGCUCUCCACUGCGGCCCAGUUCAACAUUGGCGUCAAGGUUAUCGUCCUGAACAACGAGGAACAAGGAAUGGUUACGCAAUGGCAGAACCUCUUCUACGAGGACCGCUAUGCGCAUACUCACCAGAAGAACCCCGACUUCAUGAAAUUGGCUGAUGCCAUGGGCGUUCAGCACCGCAGACUGAUCAAGCCUGAGGAUACCACCGAGUACCUUGAGUGGCUGAUCAACAGUGAUGGCCCUGCUCUCCUUGAAGUCAUGACCGACAAGAAGGUUCCUGUACUGCCUAUGGUGCCUGGCGGCUCAGGUUUACAUGAGUUCUUGGUCUGGGAUCCAGAGGUGGACAAGAAGCGCAGAGAGUUGAUGCGCUCAAGGACGAGUGGUUUACACAGCUGA
This is a messenger RNA of Anthostomella pinea, 2088 nucleotides long. The record is from the annotation of a GenBank genome assembly. Lineage: Eukaryota; Fungi; Ascomycota; Sordariomycetes; Xylariales; Xylariaceae.